Molecule: messenger RNA, 1070 nt
Organism: Guyanagaster necrorhizus
Lineage: Eukaryota; Fungi; Basidiomycota; Agaricomycetes; Agaricales; Physalacriaceae
Exons: 19
Coding region: 17-961 (314 amino acids)
Source: RefSeq, a predicted model, not a curated record
CUUCCUUCCGCUCGUCAUGGUCAAUACCUCGUCUACGCUAGGCUCUCUCCUUCUGGGUGGUCUGUUCUCUGCGACUUUCACCGGCAUGAUGUCCGUCCAAUCUCUUCUGUACUUCAAGCUCUUCCCAACGGACAAGCCCCGAAUCAAAGCUCUGGUUACCAUCCUCUGGCUAUUCGACGUUGCACACAGUGGAACUGUCUGGGCCGGCCUAUGGAACUAUUUGAUUGUUCACUUUAACGACACAGCUAGGAUAGACCAAAUCCCUCAAGCGAUACCGAUUACCAUUAUCUUGACAGCCGUUUCUACGAUUUGCGUCCAUCUUUUUUUCGCUGAACGAAUCUUUCGGCUAAGUAAGAACAAUCGGAUACUUGCUGGAUCGAUUGUCAUCCUCGCUUUCCUCCGUCUAACUUGUGCUUGCGUUACUGCUGGAGCCAUGCUGUCCAUUCAAACAUAUUCUGGAUUCAGGAAUAACUUUAACUGGGUAUUCUCAGCUGGACUCGGACUCUCCUCCGCUGUGGAUAUCCUCGUUACUGGCUCACUGUUAAAAUUACUUCACAAGAGCCGCAAAGCUUCGUUGAGUGCUAGCUUUGAUCAUAUAAUAGACUCACUCAUACUAUACACCUUGGAAUGUGGAGCUGUGACAUGCAUUGCCACCAUCGCUUCGAUGAUCUGCUGGCUCGUAAUGAACAACAACCUCGUCUUCCUAGGUCUACACUUCGUCAUAUCCAAACUGUACUCAAACUCGCUACUGGCAACCCUCAUAACUCGGUAUGAACUGAGGAACAGCCGAGAACGAUCCACCUCUGACGGUAUCGUGGACUUCGACGUAUUCAAUAUGAGAAGCCCGCGACGUCUGAACAUCUUUACCCCCGGAACGUCGUUCACUCAGCCCAUGCAGGUCUCAGUUAAGCAAAGCGUGACCGAAUACGGGGCCGAAGGAAGCAUAGACGCAGAACAAUAAUUAUUUUUUCUCAUCUUUUGUCGACAUGUUGUAACAGUAUACAUCAUAAUUUAGCCUCGGUUCUAGGACCCACAAUCGGAGAUGGGUAUUCUCAGGAGUGGAAACGCCU